AUGAUGGCGUCGUACGCGCUGGAGCUGCAUGCGCUCAAGGCGGAGCUGCAGAGCACUCUGGCGCGUUUAGGCGUGGACCCAAUCAGCUCUGACGACGACGCAGCCCAGAACACCGCUCCAGCCAUCUCAGAACCCGCAAGACGACGCUCUCGACGUCGCCCUACGCGAUGGAACCGACGUCGACUGACACAGGAGCUGGCUGCAGCUUCUCAGAGGCGACAGGAGUUCGAGAGGCAGUUGCAGCAGGAGAUACAGAGGCGGGAGGAAGAUGGACAUCAACAGGACCAAAAUGAAUCGCACAGAACAGCGUGGCAGGCUGCGAUCACGGAGCUCCAGCAGCAACGAGCGGAGAUCAGGCGGCAGAUGGAGCAGGACACCACCACGAAUACAGUACAGACUGAAGAAGCUCAGCCGAUACAGAAUCAGGUGUCUAGUUUUCCUAUAGGGAACAGCGAGGAGAAUCAGUUUUCUAUCGGUGGAGUGGUGACUUUGGAGCCGUUGUCUUCAUCACAACGGGGCCAAGUGGCGACGUUCACAAGUUCGAGGAGUGGCGUGUCGUUCCAACCUGUCGCUCCCGUCUCUGCUUCUGCGUGUGGACCUCUGUCAGUGUUGGAUACUUUUCCGAGGUAUCGCCCGACACCUGAUGCGCUGACCGACGUGUUCUCGCUGCAACUCAAGUUCGCUGAGACGAUGCUGAAGCUCGAGAAAUCCGUACAAACGCGCGACCAAUUACUGCAUUAUGGAGCUUCGACUCAACGGACUGCAACACGCUCUAGAGAGCAGCAUGACCGGACUCGUCGUCGUCAACGCAGACGAUCUGAAAGUGGCUCCACCGGCGACCCCAGUGUCGUGUACCGAGCAAGCCACAGCGAGUCGUUCAGCUCAAGCGCGCACUCCUUCUCGUCGCUGGAUUCAACGCCACAUCGUCCGAGUGUCCGAGUGCGCUAUCCGAACUUCGGAGUGUCGAGAGCGACCACAGCCGAGACGCUCGCACCUUCCUCAUCGGGUGCAGAGCAUUCGCCUGAGUCCGAGACGAAUGACGCAGCCAGGACGCUACCGCUUCAGGAACCGCCGACAGAUACUGACCGAACGCCCACCACUGGCAGCAGCGUGACCACUCCAACCACUGGAAGCGACCAGAAAUCCAACACGUCAUCGUCCAAGCAAGUCCGUUUCGGUGAAGACGCCUACUCCACGCCAAUCCUUGCUCGAAAGUUCAACUUCGAUGGACCGUCAAUGGACGAAGAUGACGACGAGGAGAAGGAGCAAGAGCUGGAGAGUGUGUUGAGCUUCCUUGACGGGUCCAGCGUUACCAGCGUCGAACUGAACGACGCGUCCUUCCUUCGCGCUUUUGAGCGCUUCCGGCGGGAGCUGAACGUGUCCAGUAGACGCAACACUAUUCAAUCGCCACAGCCACCGCUGGCGAGGAAACUUUUUCCAGGGCCGAGUGAUGCGGUGGCAGGAGAUGUAGAUACCUCAGUUGCAUCUGCUGGUCACGACGAUGGCCGCAACACCGAGCUAGAAAGUUGA
Messenger RNA from Phytophthora infestans T30-4, 1530 nucleotides. RefSeq lists its product as uncharacterized. Lineage: Eukaryota; Oomycota; Peronosporomycetes; Peronosporales; Peronosporaceae. The transcript is spliced from 2 exons. The record is from RefSeq and is a predicted model, not a curated record. Bases 1 to 1530 code for a protein of 509 amino acids.